CAUGUUGGGCAACUAGUUCUGAUGGUUCUUCAAACAUAAUAUCAAAAACUGGAUUUUCAGAUGCUUUAAGCUCAGUGGUCACUUCUUCAUCUGGUAGUUGCCCUGGUACCGAACUUCAAAUAAAUUGGACAGAUAUUACCAAAACAAGUGGUAACAUUGCAUAUACUAUAAGUAUUACCAAUGUGGGCCACAAUCAAUCAAAAAGUUUUACCCAUCAAUCAACAACAGACUACAAAUACUCAAUUACUUUUGAUAACCUGACACCAAGGACAGAAUAUACAAUUCAGAUAAAAUUGUUUCCAAAGUAUGUGAAGAAAAUUAGUCAAAUUUUUGGAAAAACAGCUGGUGUUUUGCCGAGUAUUAACUCUUCAAGAGCACAAAUGAUUGCCAAUAACACACAGUGUUUAAUAUCAUGGGUUAAAGGACCGGAAACUGGAAUAAUUGGUGCAAGUAUUGUCAUGGCAAGUAAUUUGCACAAGAGAGCACCGGGUGUGCCAGAUAUUGAAACAAACUCUUAUGCAGCACCUAAUGGGAAUAUAUCCCACCAAUUUCUAAUGAAACCCAAUCGUAAAUACAAUAUUACAGUUGCUACUAGGACUUGUUCUGAAGUGAGCAAGUUUAUUGUAGCAUCAGGAUACUGUAUAUCAGAAGUACAAGCUCCUGCCACAGUACCAACACCUACAAUAUUUGGGAAUUCUGCCACUUCUUUGUAUAUACAAGUAAACAGAGCAAAUGAAACCAAUGGACCAAUUAGUUGUUAUCUUGUCAUUGGUGGUAAAGAAGGAAGUACCAUUUAUAAAGAUUUCUACACAUGGUUGGACAUAGAAAACAUAACUAUGGGAUCUGACACUUCAGUAUAUUGUGCUGCAGUCUUACCAAGGUUUAUUGAAACAAGCAAAAAAGUUGCAUUAUCUUCUACUACAACAACACAAUGCAAACUGAAUACAUUAUAUGCUAUAAACUGCACCAACAAGUUAUUAACUAAUGGAGUCAAAUACAAAUUUCAGAUUGUCACCAUAACUUUAGCAGAUGGAGUUUACUUGACACAAACUAGUCAACCAAUUAUUACAACUCCUCAGCCUGAUAAAUCAAACACAAUUAUCAUAGCAAUUCUAGCUUCUGCUGCUGGCUGUUUAAUGACUGCUCUGGCUGCGUUUAUUUGCAUCAAACGAAGGAACCAGCAUUCUACACAUGAUAUCAAAACAACUGCUCAGUUUGUUAAAAAUGGUGAACCUUCACUGCAAGGACAUACAAAUUAUGAAGAAGUUGUAGAAGCAAAUACAUACUUGAAAGUUAAUCAGACAAACCAAUUGGACAGCUCUCCUUAUGCAAUACCAUAUGCAGAAAAUCAUUCAACCCAAAGUAAAACACAAAAUGUUCAGAUUAAACAAAAUAGAGGAACUUUGCAAAUGCAUGCCACAUGCUGCCGAGAGGAGUAUGUUAAUUUGGAAGUUGCUGGUAGUCCUGGAUUUGAUAUUCCAUUAGAAACCUUGGUGUCUAAAUACAAAAACAUGCUGGCGUCGAAUGAGGCAAAUUUAAAGAAGCAAUUUCGGGAACUGGCAACAGCAUCCACUAAAAUAAAACUUGGUAAAACAAAUGGAAAAAUUGCAGAAAAUAAAAAGAAGAAUAGAUGUAACAUUUUGCCUUAUGAUAACACCAGGGUUAAACUGAAACCCAUGAAAGAGAAAACUGAUUAUAUUAACGCAAGUUAUAUUGAUGGUUAUUCUCAGAGUUGUAAAUUCAUAGCAACACAAGGUCCGUUGGAUCGAACAGUUGAAGAUUUCUGGAGAAUGGUUUGGGAACAAGAAUGCCUGAUUAUAGUUAUGCUUACUAACACUGUAGAAUCUGGCAAAGAAAAGUGUGCAAAAUACUGGCCGGACCAUGGAAAACAUUCCACAUAUGGUGACUACCGUGUUGAAACUCUAUCGGAAAUUGAUUACGGCCCGUUCAUAUUAAGAGCAAUGAACAUUCAAGAAAAUAACAAUGAAUAUGAAAUGGUACUUAGAAAGUUACACCAUUUCCAAUAUACAGAAUGGCAAGAUGAAAAUGUCCCUUUAAUUGCGUCACCUUUAAUAGAAAUGAAAAUAAAAGUAAAUGCAGUUUGGUUGAAUCUUUCUAAAGGAAAACAAUUUCCUAUUAUAGUUCAUGGCAGUGCUGGAGCAGGUCGUACUGGUGUCUACAUCGGAUUUGAUAUUUUACUUGAUGAAAUGAAAUCAAAGAAUCAAGUUAAUGUUUUUAGGACUGUGUUCAACAUGAGAAAGCAAAGAUUGGAUAUGGUGCAGAACAUGAAACAGUAUAUGUUUCUGCAUAAGCUUCUAAGCCAUUAUUAUGAAGCUGAAAACACUGGGUUGGAAAAGAAACAGGGUAAAGAAGUUUUUAAAGAAAUUUAAUAAUUUUAUUUGUAAAAAGGAUUAUGUUGUCGUGUUUAAACGCAUUUUCUCUUGUUGUACAGUAUAUUUUGCUAUGAAGAAGUCAUCUUAUGUAAAUAAAUGAAAAUUGCAAUGUUUGA
Molecule: messenger RNA, 2509 nt
Organism: Ciona intestinalis (vase tunicate)
Lineage: Eukaryota; Metazoa; Chordata; Ascidiacea; Phlebobranchia; Cionidae
Source: RefSeq, a predicted model, not a curated record